Molecule: messenger RNA, 2357 nt
Organism: Fonticula alba
Lineage: Eukaryota; Rotosphaerida; Fonticulaceae
Product: STE/STE20/PAKA protein kinase
Exons: 7
Coding region: 197-1936 (579 amino acids)
Biological process (GO): intracellular signal transduction; regulation of MAPK cascade; protein phosphorylation
Cellular component (GO): cytoplasm
Molecular function (GO): protein serine/threonine kinase activity; ATP binding
Source: RefSeq, a predicted model, not a curated record
CCUGCCUCUCUCCCGCCCCGUCCCCUCCGCCCGCGCGUCUCGGAUCUGUUCGCCCCCACCGCGCUCCCGCUUGCCGUCCCUGCCCGUUCGCGCAUGAGCGGCGCCUCCGGACCUCCCCCCUCCGACUGAUUGAUCUCGCGCGCGCGCGCGCUCAUCUGCAUCGCCUCGCCUUCCGCCCUUCCCUCUCUCCCUCGCCAUGCCCCCGAAGCCCCCGCCCCCGCCUCCGCCCCCUGGCGGUGGUGCCGGCCCGGCUGGCCUUGCCCUGCCCUCUCUGUCCAUGGUGUCCAAUGUCCCGGCGACGACCUCCUCCUCGUCCACCCCCCCGGCCACAUCGCCCACCGUGACCGCCGAGGAGUCCGGCCCGUCCUUCAUGGACCGCUUCCGCACCCUCUUUAAGUCCAAUGAUCGCCCGUCGAACAGCGGCAAUGACUCGCGCCUGUCGCCCGGUGUGGCGGCCCUGGCCAGUCACAACCACACCGGCGGCGCGCACCCGCUCAUCUCGGCGCCCAUGUCCUUCCGGCAUGAGGUGCAUGUUGGCUACAAUGCCGAGACCGGCGAGUUCAGCGGGCUUCCUUCCGAGUGGACCAUGCUCCUGGAGGGCUCCGGCAUCAGUAAGGAGGAGCAGCGUGAGAACCCGGAUGCCGUCAUCCAAGCCCUCAAGUUCUACGCCGGGUCCUCCGGGUCCGAGGACAAGUCCACGCCAGCUGGCUCGCCACAACUGCCCAAGGGCGCUCCACCGACGCCGCCCACACGGCUCCCCCCGACGCCGCCCGGGCGCGGGCCCCCCUCGGGCACCGCUGGCCAGCAGCAGGCACCGGUCAUGGCUUCCGGCCAUGCAUUCACUCCGCCGCCGCCGCCGACCACCGCCCCGCCGGUCCCCCCUCCCAAAAACCCCAAGGCCAGCCCCACCUCGCCGACUACCCCCUCCUCGCCGUCGGAUUCGCAAGACAACUUCGACGCGGUGGCCGCGGUACCCCGUCGCCGGCGGGAGACCUCCUCCCCGACCGCCGGCGGCCCAUCCAGCCCGGCUGGACUAGAGGACGACAUCAUGACCCGGCUCCGGGCCAUUUGCACGCCCGGCGACCCGAACGACUUCUACAAGGACUUCCGAAAGAUCGGUCAGGGUGCCUCCGGGGGUGUCUUCUCCGCGCAGGAGCUCUCCACCGGUCGCCGGGUGGCCAUCAAGCAGAUGAAGCUCGAGCAGCAGCCCAAGAAGGAGCUCAUCGUCAGCGAGAUCGCGGUCAUGCGCAACGCCCAGCAGGAGAACAUCGUCAACUACAUCAAUGCCUUCCUGGUCAAUGACGAUGCCGACCUGUGGGUGGUCAUGGAGUACAUGGAGGGUGGUUCGCUGACCGAUGUGGUCACCACCACCAUCAUGACCGAGCGUCAGAUCGCCACCGUCUGCCGGGAGGUCCUGCGCGGCCUGGCCCACCUGCACUCUCGCAAUGUCAUCCACCGUGACAUCAAGAGUGACAAUGUCCUCCUCGGCAUGGAGGGCGACAUCAAGAUCACGGAUUUCGGCUUCUGUGCUCAGCUCUCCGAGGAGAGCACCAAGCGGACAACCAUGGUCGGCACGCCGUACUGGAUGGCCCCGGAGGUGGUCACCCGGAAAGACUACGGCCCCAAGGUCGACAUCUGGUCCCUCGGUAUCAUGGCCAUCGAGAUGAUCGAGGGAGAACCCCCCUACCUCAAUGAGAAUGUCCUGCGCGCCCUGUAUCUGAUCGCCACCCAGGGCACUCCUACCAUCCAGAACCCGGAGCGUCUGUCGCCGGUCUUCCGGGACUUCCUCUUCAACUGCUGCUUGGCGGUGGACCCGGAGAAGCGCCCGAGCGCCGAGGAACUGCUCCAGCAUGACUUCAUCAAGAAGGCCGAGCCCAACCGCUCGCUGAAGCUCGUCAUCCGCGCCGCCAAGGCCAGCAAGGCGCAGUCCAGUUAAUUGCGCCCCGCCACUGGCCCUUGUCCCUUCCCUCUAUCCCUGGUUCUGGCGCCGCUGCUUCUCCCUUCUUCCCCUCCUCCCCCCCCUUUCCCCCGAUCGACGCCCCUCCCUCCCCACUGGUUCGGCGGCCCCCUCACCGUCCUUGUAUCUGAUGCCUCCCCCUUUCGCCUUCUCCCACACAGUUUCCCCUGCCUCCUCCCUCUUCCCGCUUCCCCGCCAGAGGGGGACCUGAGGUAUGCACCUCGGCAUAUCCCCUCCAUCCCUCCCCCCGCCUGCCCUAGGCAUUUGUGGCGUGUUGCCCAUCUUCCCCGCCCCUCUGGCAGCCACCCACCCCGAGGAGAGCAGCCACUCCAUCUUGUUGCCUCCUUCUCUCCCCGUGUGUGCUGCCCAGAAAAGCGCCCCCCCCCCCCCCAAAAAAACA